Menidia menidia (Atlantic silverside) is the source of this 837-nucleotide messenger RNA. NCBI's taxonomy places the organism in Eukaryota, Metazoa, Chordata, Actinopteri, Atheriniformes, Atherinopsidae. The record is from the annotation of a GenBank genome assembly.
AUGUCGCUCCCCGGCUCCCCAACGCUCCUUUCGCAGGGCUCUGGUGGCCCAACUCCCGUCGGGCUGUACCGGUCAGCCCCGGAGGGGCUCCACACCUCCAGCGCGUCCACCGGCACCUCCAGCCCGGCGCACACCAUUUCCAACUCCCACUCCCACUCGCUGUCCCCGUCCCCGCGGCUCACCAGCAGCAUGCUCAGCGCGUUCCUGCCCGGGCCGGGGGGCGCACUGGCCGGUCUGGGGAACGGAGGGGCCGCCCCUCUGGUGUCCGCAGGCGGCGCUGCCCUGGGCUCCCUCGGCGGGCUGGGCUCCCUCAGCGCGGCCGGCCUGACCCCCGGCUCCCCGGGCUUGGUGCAGACAACCUCCAGCCCGGGUCUGUGCAGCGAGUGCAAGCUGGUGGAGGUGCACGGGGUGAAGGUGGCCAGCUUCAGCGUGGACGGCCAGGAGCUGAUCUGCCUGCCGCAGGUGUUCGACCUCUUCCUGAAGCACCUGGUGGGCGGGCUGCACACCGUCUACACCAAGCUGAAGAGGCUGGACAUCGCGCCGGUGGUGUGCACCGUGGAGCAGGUGCGCGUCCUGCGGGGCCUCGGCGCCAUCCAGCCCGGCGUCAACCGCUGCAAGCUCAUCUCCAGGAAGGACUUCGAGACCCUGUACCAGGACUGCACCAGCGCCAGGUCGAGUGAAUUGUUCAGAGAACACAGCCACUGUCCUGAUAGGAAUCUGAAGCGCGCAGGUGUCGGGGCCUCGGUGGGAACCCGGGCCGUCCUCCGGCUUAUGUUUGCAUCAGAGACGAUGAUAGAUGGGCGGCGUUGGCUGGCGGGGCGUCUCACUUUCGGCUAA